GUGUGAAUGGACGGAUGUUAGAGAACAUGAAAAGUGAUACGGAACUAACCAAUGACUAUAACAGGGUACCCUCACAAAUGACAUCAAAACAUCUUUCUUCACAACUUAUAAUUACAUCAAAAUCAUCUUUCGCAUUGGUUGACCAUUGUUCGGGUGCCAGUUUGAUCUUGCGAUUCCGAUCCAACAUAUCCAACAAUCCGUUCU
Acaulospora colombiana is the source of this 204-nucleotide messenger RNA. The record is from the annotation of a GenBank genome assembly. Lineage: Eukaryota; Fungi; Glomeromycota; Glomeromycetes; Diversisporales; Acaulosporaceae.